AUGUCGUUGCAUACAGUUUUAUCCUUCUUGCUUUUAGCAUUAUUGGCUACAUGUUAUGUGUCACUACUAAACUAUGAUGGCUUUACCAUUGAUAUGAUUCACAGAGACUCCUUGGUUUCUUCUCUGCAAAACUCAAAACCUAGUAACAGAAACCUCUUAUACGGUGCCCUACAGCGCUCCAAGAGGCGUGCUGAUUAUUUGGCAUCGGGUACUCCCACCGCUGAUGUCUUACCUUCUGGUGGAGAAUUUCUGGUGAAACUAUCAGUUGGUACACUGCCAUUUGAGGUAAGCGGUAUUCUUGACACAACUAGUGCUCUUUCGUGGACGCAGUGCGCGCCAUGUACCAAGUGCUUCCCUCAGAAGCAGCCUCUCUUCACGCCCAAUAAAUCCUCGUCCUACAAAGUGGUGGCUGGUAAUUCAAAGGCCUGCAAGUCGCUUGGAGGGACGCCUUCAACCUCUGGAGACAACUUGUGCAGGUACUCCUUGUUGUACCAGCUGAAGUACCACUCUCGUGGAGUCCUCUCCUCGGACACGAUCACCAUGAAAACCACCUCAGGUGCGCCAACCUCUAGGGAAAGAAUGGAGAUGUAG
Salvia splendens (bonfire salvia) is the source of this 591-nucleotide messenger RNA. Its product is annotated as aspartic proteinase CDR1-like. Bases 1 to 591 code for a protein of 196 amino acids. The record is from RefSeq and is a predicted model, not a curated record. Gene Ontology annotation, cellular component: extracellular region. The transcript has a single exon. NCBI's taxonomy places the organism in Eukaryota, Viridiplantae, Streptophyta, Magnoliopsida, Lamiales, Lamiaceae.